AUGGCACAGCAGCAGAUGCCAAGUUCUCAGAAGGCACUAAUGCUUGAACUGAAGUCUCUCCAAGAGGAACCAGUGGAGGGUUUCCGCAUCACACCAGUAGAAGAGUCCGACUUGUACAACUGGGAGGUGGCCAUAUUUGGACCCCCCAAUACACUUUACGAGGGAGGAUACUUCAAGGUGAGGGAGGAUUUCCUCUGUCAUGUCUGUGGGCAGUACACCUAAUCCGGAACCUAUAGCUAACUCUAGUCUAGAGCAUAGCAAGUAUAUCAAUAAAAUAACGAGAAUCCAAACAGUACUUCUAGCAUAUACUAACACACUUUUUUUUGUUAUAUUUAUAUGUAGACAAUAACGGUACCCCUGCCUAGAGAGCAGUGUUUCCCAAACUUGGCAUACCACUUGUAGCCUUUCCAUAGUUUUAUUGACCAUAUAAAUAAACAUUGCAAUAUUUUGUUACAACUGAGGCUUAAGCUGUCACCCAGGAGGAACUUGCCACCACCCUCAAGUGUGUGUCGAUAUGUAACACACUAUUUGUGAAAAGCCAGAUUAUUCCUUCCCUCACACAUCACUGACUCUCUCUCUAAUUUCCCAGGCACACAUUAAGUUUCCAGUUGACUACCCCUACUCUCCACCUACUUUCCGUUUCCUCACAAAGAUGUGGCACCCCAACAUAUAUGAGGUGAUGUAUACCACAUUGUAUGUUUGUGUCUUGAUUUUAUGUGAUUAUAUGCGUUUAUGGGGAAUUGUUGGUCUUGCUGUGGAGUGUAACUUGUUGCUUGUCUACAGAAUGGGGAAGUGUGUAUCUCCAUCCUUCACCCCCCUGUUGACGACCCCCAGAGCGGAGAGCUCCCCUCUGAGAGAUGGAACCCCACCCAGAAUGUCAGGUAAAACACCUGGCAACACCUGGGCUGCGUUCAGGAUGAAAGAAACCUAGCAAACGUUAGUGAACAGACACAGCCCUGUUCUGAAUGACCUGUUGACAAACGUAAUGAUGGUUGCUCAACUGUCUGGUGGCUCAACUGUCUUUCAUAAAAUACAUUACUUGCUGCUUGGGGUCAUCCACAAAGGUCAGAGGUCUCAUUCACUAAAUGGGAGCAAUUAUAGAGCUCGCCAGCUUGUAGUCCUAAAAAAUGGAAAUGAGUUGGUAUUUUCUCCCUCUGGAUUGUUGGAGAUUGCUAUGGGGAAAAUAAUGGCGUUUUGGGAUAUACGCCGAAAAUAAGGUCAGAGGUCAACAUAGGAGAUCUAAUAUGUUUUGUUCUAUGAGAUAUCAAUCAGUUAACAUUAGGUUUAUGCAUUAUAAAGUGCUCAAAAUAAGUCAGUUGCUAAUGAGUCGCUAACUGUCAGAGAAAUGGAACUACAACAUUAGUCGCAACAUUUUUCACAUCACUACGCCGACCACGCAAACUAGUCUACGCUACAGUUCUCCAAAAAGCUAGUUAGCUCAGUUAGCUUUCUGUUUACCAGCUCGAACAGAAGCGCAAGGAUGGUAUAUUGUUUUGCUCCAGGCUGCAACCAUAUCUCUUCAGCAGGAAUGUGCUUGUUUUAUUGGUUCCCGAACGAUGUUGGAGACUUUGGGUCCAUCUGAUAAGGUAAGCUAAGCCUGUUGGCUAGACGUCAAAGGCAUGCGACCUGAGGUGUAGUUUUAUUUUUGAAGAUGUUUUGAUUAGAUACAGUGCAUUCGGUAAGUAUUCAGACCCCUUGACUUUGUCCCCAUUUAGUUACGUUACACCCUUAUUCUAAAAUGGAUGAUAUGUUUUCCUCAUCAAUCUACACACAAUACCCCAUAAUGACAAGCAAAAACAGGUUUUUAUUAAUUUUUGCAAUUUUAUAUAUUAAAAAAAAAAGAUACCUUAUUUACAUAAGUAUUCAGAGCCUUUGCUAUGAGACUCGAAAUUGAGCUCAGGUGCAUCCUGUUUCAUUGAUCAUACUUGAGAUAUUUCUACGACUUGAUUGGAGUCCAUCUGUGGUAAAUUCAAUUGAUUGGACAUGAUUUGGAAAGGCACACACCGGUCUAUAUAACGUCCCACAGUUGACAGUGUAUGUCAGAGCAAAAACCAAGCCAUGAGGUCGAAGGAAGUGUCCGUAGAGCUCCGAGACAGGUUUGUGUCGAGGCACAGAUCUUGGGAAGGGUACCAAAAAAUGUCUGCAACACAUUGGCCUCCGUCAUUCUUAAAUGGAAGAAGUUUGGACCCACCAAAACUCUUCCUAGAGCUGGCCGCCCGGCCAAACUGAGCAAUCGGGGGAGAAGGGCCUUGGUCAGGGAAGUGACCAAUAACCCAAUGGUCACUCUGACAGAGCUCCAGAGUUCCCCUGUGGAGAUGGGAGAACCUUCCAGGACAACCAUCUCUGCAGCAUUCCACCAUUCAGGCUUUUAUGGUAGAGUGGCCAGAUGGAAGCCACUCCUCACUCAGUAAAAGGCGAAUGACAGCCCGCUUGGAGUUCUUCAAAAGGCAUCUAAAGACUCUCAGACCAUGAGAAACGAGAUUCUCUGGUCUGAUGAAACCUAGAUUAAACUCUUUGGCCUGAAUGCCAAGCGUCACGUCUGGAGGAAACCUGGCACCAUCCCUACGGUGAAGCAUGGUGGUGCCAGCAACAUGCUGUGGGGAUUAUUUUCAGCGGCAGGGGAGACUAGUCAAGAUCGAGGGAAAGAUGAACGGAGCAAAGUACAGAGAUCCCUGAUGAAAACCUGCUCCAGAGCUCGCAGGACCUCCGACUGGGGAGAAGGUUCACCUUCCAACAGGACAACGACCCUAAGCACAAAGCCAAGACAAUGCAGGAGUGGCUUCGGGACAAGUCUCUGAAUGUCCUUGAGUUGCCCAGCCAGAUCCCGGACUUGAACCCGAUCGAACAUCUCUGGAGAGACCUGAAAAUAGCUGUGCAGCAACGCUCCCUAGCCUGACAGAACUUCAGAAUGGGAGAAACUCCCCAAAUACAGGUGUGCCAAGCUUGUAGCGUCAUACCCAAGAAUACUUGAGGAUGUAAUUGCCGCCAAAGGUGCUUCAACAAAGUAUUGAGUAAAGGGUCUUAAUACUUAUGUAAAUGUGAUAUUUCAGUUUUUUAUUUUUAAUACUUUUGCAAAAAUGUAUAAAAACCUGUUUUUUCUUUGUCAUUAUGGGGCAUUGUGUGUAGAUUGUUGAGGGGAAAAAAACUUUUUCAUCCACUUUAGAAUGAGGCUGUAAUGUAACAAAAUGUUGAAAAAGUAAAGGGGUCUGAAAACCUUCCGUAUGCACCGUAUACCUAAAAGUUGAAGAAUGGUGCGCAACAUUUCGGGAGAAUGUGUCUUUCAGUACGUACUGUUGUAAAACUUAGCUAAAUGUUUCAUCAACUGAAUGUACCUGUAACGUGCCUAGUGAACACGGCCCAGAUGUACUCACCUGUGACCUUACCUGUGCACUGUUUGUAUCUGCAUGUUUGUAUAUGAAUAUGUCUGUGUUCAGGACCAUCCUACUGAGUGUGAUCUCUCUGCUGAAUGAGCCCAACACCUUCUCCCCGGCCAAUGUCGAUGCCUCUGUUAUGUUCCGCAAAUGGAGAGAGAGCAAGGGCAAGGACAAAGAGUAUGCCGAGAUCAUCAGGUACUUAAAAUUAUCUCUUUAACACACAAUGAAAAACAAUGUGCUCCUUUACACACAUACGACUAAACAUGCAAAUUCAGUACAAUCAAUCACUUCAUUUUUCUACCUGGAACCUUUCUCUCUUUCACUCGUGUCUGUCUGUCUGACAUUGUAUUUACUGUCUGUUGUGCUCUCUCCCUCUCUUUAUUUUUCUCUCUCUCCCGCUGUCUUUGUCUCCCUCUUUCUCUCAGGAAGCAGGUAGUGUCCACUAAAGUAGAGGCGGAGCGGGACGGGGUGAAGGUCCCUACCACGCUGGCAGAGUAUUGCAUCCAGACCAAAGUGCCUUCCCACGACAGCAGCUCGGACUUGCUGUACGACGACCUCUACGAUGAUGACAUUGAGGAGGAGGAGGAGGAAGACGACGAUGAUGCAGAAGCAGGGGGUGGGGCUGGGGGCCAGAUGGCCGGAGAGGGGGGGGACUGCUUAAAUGAUGAGGAAGACUCGGGCAAUGAAGAGUCAUGA
Molecule: messenger RNA, 4070 nt
Organism: Coregonus sp. 'balchen'
Lineage: Eukaryota; Metazoa; Chordata; Actinopteri; Salmoniformes; Salmonidae
Source: the annotation of a GenBank genome assembly